AUGUCCGUUAAUUCCGCAGUUGUUUUCAGUCUCGGAUUGGCUCUCUUCCUUACGGGCAUUGAGGCGACAAUUGUGAGCACGUCGCUGGUAACCAUCGUCGAUGACCUUCAAAACUUUGAACAAAGCAGCUGGAUUAUCACCUCCUACCUCUUAACAUAUACAGGUUAUUUAAGAUCCAUGUAUCGCAGAGUCAUCAGUCGCGCCUUUCAAGGAAUUGGUGGUGCUGGUGUAUACACUUUGGCAUGCUUCUCUUUCAUCCGCAUCGUUCCCCCUGAGCAAUACAAGCUGACCACCACGAUUGCUGGCGGUGUCAUAUCACUUGGCCUUGUCCUCGGGCCCUUGUUUGGAGGUGCCAUUUCCAACAGUGGAAAAUGGCGAUGGGUGUUCUUGUACAAGUAA
This is a messenger RNA of Penicillium maclennaniae, 399 nucleotides long. Its product is annotated as major facilitator superfamily domain-containing protein. Lineage: Eukaryota; Fungi; Ascomycota; Eurotiomycetes; Eurotiales; Aspergillaceae. Bases 1 to 399 code for a protein of 132 amino acids. The record is from RefSeq and is a predicted model, not a curated record. Gene Ontology annotation, biological process: transmembrane transport. The transcript is spliced from 2 exons. Gene Ontology annotation, molecular function: transmembrane transporter activity.